Molecule: messenger RNA, 495 nt
Organism: Plenodomus lingam JN3
Lineage: Eukaryota; Fungi; Ascomycota; Dothideomycetes; Pleosporales; Leptosphaeriaceae
Source: RefSeq, a predicted model, not a curated record
AUGCGCGUCGCUAUUCUUCUCGGCGCAUUGGCAACAUCCGUUCAUGCUGAUACUAACUAUCGCCUCUGCACCUGUACAGAAAAUAAGAAAAUCGCAGAAAGCAGAUCCUUGGACAUCACGGACAGUAGUGGGGGAAAAUAUGUGAUCAGCACUAAAGUGUGGACCGGGAAAGAGAGAGCCCCUUUAGAAGGGAUGUAUUUCCACGAUAUUGGUGCGAGUUUCCACUCCGGUAACGUGCAUGGUGACGGGUGGAUUACUGUAUCGCAAGCUACGAGAUUGUGCCAAGCCGCCGGGGCCCCGGAGACCAACCCGUCUGCAGCUUGCUUCACGCCUAAAGAAACGCUUGACCAUCCCUUGCAAGCCUGCAAUCGACAGAGCCCACGUAAAUGUCGUCCAUUCGCACAAUACCUGCGCGCUUCAAUAUGGUAUUUGCUGAUCUUACCAGGACGGAGGGACAAAGCUCAUGAAGCUAAAAGGAAAUCCCUCAUCUAUUAA